Peromyscus leucopus (white-footed mouse) is the source of this 1782-nucleotide messenger RNA. Its product is annotated as immunoglobulin superfamily member 1-like. Bases 187 to 885 code for a protein of 232 amino acids. The transcript is spliced from 5 exons. NCBI's taxonomy places the organism in Eukaryota, Metazoa, Chordata, Mammalia, Rodentia, Cricetidae. The record is from RefSeq and is a predicted model, not a curated record.
CCUUAGACAGCUCUUCCCAUGCCCGGCAGUUUGCUGCAUCUGGAGGAGCUCUCUGGAGAAUCUCCAACCUCGGAGCGGGCCUUCAACUACCAUUCUACUAUCUUUUAAGAAGCAAACCUUCAAGACUUGGAGUACACAUCCUGCACCAGAGGCCCCACAGCCCUGGACAGGCCAGAGCAGGGGGCCAUGAUGCUUCGGACCUUCACUCUCUUGCUUGGUUGCAUUUGGCUCAGUCUAGGUAUGACCUCAAUGGCAGAGGAGUCUCAACCAGAGCUUUGGAUAGAAUCCAACUACCCCCAGGCCCCUUGGGAGAACAUCACACUUUGGUGCAGAAGCCCCUCUCGGGUAUCCAGCAAGUUCCUGCUGCUGAAGGAUAACACUCAGAUGACCUGGAUCCGUCCUCCUUACAAGACCUUCCAAGUUUCAUUCUUCAUAGGUGCCCUUACUGAGUCCAAUGCAGGUCUUUAUCGGUGCUGCUACUGGAAGGAGAAAGGCUGGUCGAAACCCAGUAGAAUUCUAGAGUUAGAAGCACCAGGCCAACUUCCCAAACCCAUCUUCUGGAUCCAGGCAGAGACCCCCCCUCUUCCUGGAUGCAAUGUUAACAUCCUCUGUCAUGGAUGGCUUCAGGAUUUGGUAUUUAUGCUGUUUAAAGAGGGAUACACAGAGCCCGUAGAUUACCAAGUCCCAACUGGGACAAUGGCCAUAUUCUCCAUUGACAACUUGGCACCUGAGAAUGAAGGGGUUUACAUCUGCCGCACUCAUAUCCAGAUGCUCCCCACUCUGUGGUCAGAGCCCAGCAAUCCCCUGAAGCUGGUGGUGGCAGGUGGGUGUGUCUAUGGCUGCUGGCAUCUGACAAUUGUUAUCCCAGGGAUCAUGGCUGGUUGAGCAAAAUUUAUGAUAUUACUUGCCUCAGCCAGUUUCUAGGCCCUGCAAGAUUGGUGAGGCAGCCAUUUGACAUGUUCCUGAGCUCCAAAUUAGAAUCACACAUACUUUAAAGCAGAUAACCCUUUGGCCUGUUUGUGAGCCUAGCCAUCUAUUCAGUAGCUUCAUCUUAUCACAGGUUUGUUGUUCUUUACUUGUAGAUUACUGUUUAUUCACUCAUUCAUCCAAUAUUUAUUGAGCACCUAAUAUGUGCCAGGCAUUGCCAGUGCAGUCUUAAAAAUGAUUCCUUAAAAAUUGAAGUGUAUUUGUGGUGAUUAUAUUUAAGGGUGUAAAGUAGAAUGAAUCAUUAUUCUUACUGAUGAAAAAUAAACAAAUGACAAAGAAAUUGAUAGUUUAUAUUUUAGAAAUGGCUUGAAAGAUUACUUUGUCCCAUAUCAAUAGAGCCAGUAAAGGCAGCACCAAGCUCCAAACACAGAAGGAAACUCCUCCAAAGGUCCAAAUACUAGUCACACACUCCAGCUUCAACUCCUCUAUCCCAUGUCCUGGAUAAUUCCAGAUGGAAUUGUCUACAUUUAUGUAAUUUCCACAGCAAGCAACAUAGAUCCAGGGAAAUUGUGAUGCUACAGAAAGUACCCAGAUUCCUAGUUCCAUCCGUGACACUGCUUCCCUGUGUGAUGUUGAGCACGUCAUGUCACUUCUCUGUGCUUCUGUUUUCUCCAUUCUAACCCAGGAUAACAGUAUCUGUCCAAUCUAUUGUAUAAUGCCACUCUGUGCUUCAGUUUCAUGAUCUGCAAAAUCGGUAUAAGAGUAAUGCCUACCUCACAGGGUUGUUGUGAGGAUUUACCUACAUAACAUGUACAGUGCCUGGCAUAUAAGUUCUCAAUAAAUGGUAGAUAAUAA